This is a messenger RNA of Nematocida minor, 1599 nucleotides long. RefSeq lists its product as uncharacterized. Gene Ontology annotation, biological process: intracellular protein transport; vesicle-mediated transport. The transcript has a single exon. NCBI's taxonomy places the organism in Eukaryota, Fungi, Microsporidia. The coding region runs from base 1 to 1599 and encodes 532 amino acids. Gene Ontology annotation, cellular component: membrane coat. The record is from RefSeq and is a predicted model, not a curated record.
AUGUACACUCUAACAAAUAGUCUUAUUGCGCCUGCAGUUGUUCCGAAGAAAAGCGUAUUUCUGGAGACAAAAGAAAAGCUUGCCACAGGAGAAAAGAAAAAAGUCAUGGAUGCCUUCCACACAAUCUCUACAAAAAACCUGUCUCACAAAGAAAAAGCACAAGUCUUCCCGCUUAUUCUAAGUCUUAUAGGGCACAGUGCCAUAGAGGUGAAGUGCGCUGCAUACUCUUUUAUUCUGCGAACAGUGCGAGUGGACUCGUCUCUUCUGAUUCUUUCUGUGAACACGGUCCUGCAGGAGACAAAAGAAGACCUUGCGCAGAAAACCUAUUCAAAUGCGCUCAAAGUAUCUCUUGCCUUUGACUUUAUAUCCAAAAUCUCAAACGCCGACUUUUUAAACCACUUUUCGCAUGAGAUUGAAAAAGGCUGCAGCUCCCGCUCAGAUAUUGUUCAAAAGGCUUCUUUAAUGGCCGUGCCCACUCUGUUCAGGGCCUUUAAAGAGACAAAGCUUGAAAGUGUCAAACAGGCUGUGCAAAGUGACAGCCCCACGGUCUUUGGAGCCUCUAUCUCUGCAAUUAUUUCCAUCGAGAAACAGCAGAAAGGCACAUUCACUGAGAAAGAGCUGCUUCUAUGCUUUAAAACUCUGUGCAAAAACAGACACAAAAUCGAAGGGAUACACGGCAAUUUCUCUCUGCUUUUCAUUGACCUGUACAGACUGCUUUGCAAAUUCUCAAACAGCGAGGCUAUCGAGGUAGCCAUGGAUGUUAUAGAGUUUCUUCCAUUGUUCGCUAUAAGAGAGCUUUUCAGUAUAAGCCAAAGGCCUCUGUCACCCAUCAUGGCAGAGAAGAUAGCUAGCAGCCUAAUAAGCUACAUUGGAACACGCCAUAAAACAGACGCACUGGAGAGCAUUUUGCAUCUUCUCCAAAGGCACAGUGUAAAGCUGGAAAUAGACCCAUUUCUGAUCAAUAACGAGGACACAAAAAAAGAGAAGAUUUUCAAGCUGUACAUUGUUUCUCUUCUGAACAGCAAGGAAGGCCUUUCCGAGAUAGCUACUUUUGUUCACGACAGAGAGUGUGUGUUCCACACCACACGUCUUCUCCUGAAGCAUGGCAUUUUGAAAGACGAGCACAUCCGCCUUGGAUUUCAAUACAGCCCUGCGUCUAUGCUGCGGGCUAUUUACAGCGAGCAUCCUCUGCCCGAGAGGUUCUCUCCUGUAAUAAAGGCCAGUUUGGCUGGGAUGUCUAACGUGCUCGAGAAGGAAGCCUUUUUGUUUUUGGCAGGAUACUAUCUUAGCAGCGUACCAGACGAAGCCAACCGCAUCAAAAGAAUAAGAAACUCUUCAGGCGGCGUUCUCUAUGGAAGAAAGGAAGAGCGCGAGAAGCCCGAGGAGCAUCUGGAAGAGUAUCUAUACUUCCUUCUGAACAUGUACACGCGCGGGAUUAUAAACAAAGAAGACUGCGUGCAGGAUGCACAAAAAACUUUUGCAGAAGAGCUGUUUCUACUCAACAAGUUCACACAUCUCAUCGAUCUUCCGGACAGAAAACACCUGUUAGAUCUCAUAGCAUACAAAAGAGUUCUAUACAAAAUAUCAAAAGAGCCCUAG